AUGUCGAAAGCUGCCUCUCCAGCUGUCAAGGUUCGUUUCAUUUCGCACUCCUUUCCUGUCUUUCAUUCGAAUCCGAUUCAGAAGGCGUCCGUCGUUGAGACGAUCCCGAAGAAGUCUUCUCUGUUCUCGUGCGAUUCCAAACUUUCCCCGACUGAUUAUGCGAACUCCCACGGAAAGAGCACUGCUCCGACUACUCCGUCGAAUACCCCAACUAAAAUAUCGUCGAGCACUACUGUCGUUUCUCAGAAAACAAGUGUGACCAGUCUGACGAAUGUGGCUCUCGCUCCAAAAAAGCUGAGUGCCCAGCAGAGCCGUGACCAUUCUCCUCCGAAAGUGCACAAAUCUCUGAGUCCGAGCCGGGCCGGAUCGGGAGAUUCCGGCUCUCGGAAAGGGAGCGUCCGUAAGGAUCCUGUCAAAUCGGAUAAGUUAGCGAAGGAUAUUGAGGGAAUGAAACUGGAGAAAGCGGGUAUUUUAAAGUCUUCCACAUUCAGAGUUUGUGCUUCCUUUUCAGAUUCUCGCGAGCUAGCAAAUCUUCCGACUCCGAAAGAGUAUCCGGAUUCGGAGGACGAAAAAGAAAAAGUUAGUUCGAGUGUUUCCGUGCUUCCCGUUGCCAAUCAGUCAUGUCGCUAAGAAACCGAAAACAUAAUCAAGAAUCGCCAGUCGGCGGUCAGUCACGAGUAUCUUGCGACUCGAUGAGAUUAGGUUCUAUUUGAUUAUAGCUCCAUAGCCUUUUUCUCUCUUUCUUUACUAAUCAGUUUUUAUCAGAAUAAACGCCCUUUCCGCUUCGGCACAACCACCGAAUGGCAGUCAGACAACCUGGAGAAGUUCUACAAAGAGCACAGGAAGUUCCCGACAACUGAGGCCGUCAAGAAGUUCGGACAAUUGUUCUCGAUGACCGAUUUGAUUGCCGAGGUGACCAGAGGGCAAUGGGUGGUGACUAUUACGGAUGGUGAUAUUGCAGACGUGGCUGGAGGCACGUCGUCAACAAACGUACCAGAAGUACGUGGAAAAGGGACUCGAGACGGAACCGUCGGUCAUCCAAUUUUACUGUGAAGCUCUGAAAGUGGCAGAGGGACUGCGUCUCGAGCAUCCAAGCAUCACUGGCAAGUCGUUCUUCUCGUUGGACGGAGUGAACAAACUGGAGCAGAAGGUGAGGAACUAGAGGAAUUGAGGGGAUGGAUACGGAACAUUCCAGAAAGAGGAGGAGGAAAAGAUGAUGCCCGCCAUUUCGGUGUCUUCGAACAAGGUGUUCAUCAGCCCGAAGAAAGAGGAAAGAUGCCAGCUGACGAUCAAAAACGACGGCGAAGUGAACGUCGUGUACCAGAUAAGCAUGAUAAACGCAGCGAACUACGUGAUGUCGCCCAUCUGCGCCAUCCUCCAUCCGAGAGAGGAUCUCACUCUCAACAUCACCAGAAAGGUUGAACCUUUUCCAGACCUCAACAAUUAGCCCAUUUAAGGCAGUAAAGCUUCUGGAGGAAGAGUUCUUCCGCAUUGACUUUGGAUUGGCUCCGGAAGGAAUCAUUGAUGCCCGCGAGUCGGCCGAUCGCGCGGUUCUUUCCGGCCGCGAAAUCAUCGAAGUUGUCGAGAUCGACGAGAAGGAGAUGAAGGUGGUGCGCUGA
Molecule: messenger RNA, 1619 nt
Organism: Caenorhabditis sp. 36 PRJEB53466
Lineage: Eukaryota; Metazoa; Nematoda; Chromadorea; Rhabditida; Rhabditidae
Source: the annotation of a GenBank genome assembly